AUGUCCCGACAUAGCCCCUACACACUCAUCGACAACUUUGGCUUUGACCUCGCGGCGGACUCCAACGAGACCCAUCUCGUACAUAUCGAUUCCACUGGCUUGUCUUUCCCUAGGGAACGUAUCCAAAGCUACACCAACGAGGAUGAUGACUUCCUCCCCUUCCCUAGGAACGUAGCCGACAACGGAGGCGGGCAGUGUCCCGUGAAGUCCCUGCCUAGAAGAACGUAUCGCAUCACGUCGUCACGAAAACGUGAAUGA
Molecule: messenger RNA, 258 nt
Organism: Alternaria arborescens
Lineage: Eukaryota; Fungi; Ascomycota; Dothideomycetes; Pleosporales; Pleosporaceae
Exons: 2
Coding region: 1-258 (85 amino acids)
Source: RefSeq, a predicted model, not a curated record